AUGUGCACCGCAAAUGCGCCAUCUUGUAAAAGAUUGACGUAUUUUGUGUGUGUGUGCGCUCUCCACGUGCAUUUCAAAAUAUUUAGUUUCGUUUUUGUGUUUUUGUGUUUUUCUAGGUUUUUGUUGUUUUCACAGGGAAUUCUCGGAAUUCUCUGUGUUAAUUAAUUAACUCAUCACUUAUUAUUAUUGAUACACUUCCUCGUGAAGUUGUAUUUGUAUUUUCAUUGUUUAUUUUGGUCAAAAACAUAAAGUUUGGCCUAAAAUCCGUGUUUUUGUUGUUUUGCCUUGCUAGUGGUUUAAAUCCACUGCCAUCUUUUGAAGUCAACCUCCUUGCAAUAUCAAGCAAAGGAGAACCGGGAGGUGCAACUUGGGGGCCGAACCAACCACAACCCCAAAUUCAUUCAACUUCGUGUAUUCGUCGAUUUUUUUGAUUUUUGAACACGUUCCUAGUGAUCCUUUCCUAGUUUCAGGACUGGAGUUAAGGAAUUGUUCGAUUGUCAAAAGGAUAUUGGAUAUUUUGGACUAGUGGAGAAUUCGACAUCGAAAAUGGCUGCGGCAAGCGAAAAUAUGCAGAAUAUCGGAUCAGUGAGCAGUGGAUUGGAGGAUUCAACGGGACAUGAGGAGGAUAUUGGUAUGAUGUUUGAUGAGAAAGCAGCGGAUUGGAUUAUGAUUGCACAAGAAGCUCGAGAAGAUGCGAAGAAAUGGAAAUUGAGUGAAAGACAAGCGGAUGUCGUAUUGAAUCCGUUGAUGAAGAAAGUCGAACAACGAGUAGAGGAUUUGCGCGGGAUGGUCAAGGAAAAGUGGGCGCAAAUGCCAAAUCGGGAUGAAAUGAGAUGUUUGCGAUAUUUGAGAAGAGGAAACAAGACCAAUGUGAAGAAAUUGGCACAAUUGAUGGAGAAAGGAACCGAGUUGGUUAUUUGGGAAAGAGAAAAUGGUGAGAAACUUGAAAACAUUGAGAAAAAUGUCAAAGAAGAAAGACAAAAGUUUAUUUUGCAGGUUGAAGAAUUGAAUGGAAAGUUGAAGAAUAAUGAGGAAGAGAUUUGGAAGAAAAACGAAAAAUUGAAGAGAUAUGAGCAGAAAUUCGAAGAGAUGAUGGUAUUGAUGGAACAAAAAGAUGAAUUGAUGAUGAAACUGAAAAUGGAGAAUGAGGAAAAGAGAAAAAGAGAAUUGUCACCAACGCCGAGUGUGCGAAUGAUGAAUUUGGAUAUUGUUGAUGAUGGAAAUGAAAUGGAUGAGACAAUGAAAAAAGUUGAGGAUAUAUUGAAGAUGGGAACUGUGAGAGAAACGAAGAGUAUGGAAAUUUGUAAGUCAGAAAGUUUGGGAAGUUCGCGCAGCGAUAAUACUGAAAAAGUCAAAGAGAAAAGAGUUGAAAAAUGGGUGAAAGAGCAAAAAGCGGGAAAUAUUGAGAAUUUGAGAGAUGAAAAAGCGGAAAUUGUUGAAAAAGAGGGUAGUCGGGGCAAAAAAUCGGGAAAAUCGAGCAGUUCAGGUUCAAGACAAAGUGUUCGAGAAGAACUUAUGAACGUGGCAAGAUUUAUGAAGAUCUCGACGAUGCCAGAUCCUGAAAUUUAUUAUGGAAAACCGCAAGAAAAUUUGGAUGAUUUCUUGAGUUUGUUUGAGAUGAAAUAUAAGCAGAAUAUGGAAAGUUCAAUGGAAAUGGCAGCUGUUAUGAAGGCAAAAUUUUUGCGUGGAGAAGCUAAAAAGUUAUUUGAGACGAUUGAAUUGAAAGAAGAAAUGACAUGGAAAGAAAUUGUUGAAAAAUUCAAGAAAGCGAUGAAUGCAUCAAGAACAAGUCAAAGAGGAAGAGCAGUCGAAAAAUGGCAAGAUUUGAGAAUUCGUCAAGAUCAGUCGCUCCAAGGUUAUCUUAUCGUUGUUGAUUCGCUUGCGAAAGAAGCAUUUUCUUCGUCGAGAGAGGAAGUUGAUAUUUUCAAAACGGCGAAGUUAUUGCAAGCUGCGAAGCGAAAUCCGACUUUAUUGGGACUUUUGGCGGUGAAAAAGAACGAUGAGAAGGACGGAUUCCAGUAUGAAAAGUUGAAAGCUGCGGCUUUGCAAUUUGAAUUUGAUUUGGAGAGAAACAAGUACAAGGAUGAAAAGAAGAAAUCGGAAGAGAAAAAAAGAUGGAAAAUCAGCAUCAGAAAAUGGAAGAGAUUUGAGAAAAUGUUUUAUAUGUGGUGAAGAAGGACACAUUGCUGUUAAAUGUUCGGGAACCAAGAAGGUUAACACCAUAAGAGGAAGAAAAUGGGAAGAUAUGAAGGAAAAUGUGAAGAUAUUUGGAAAAUAUGCGACAAUUUUGAUUGAUAGUGGAGCAAUGGUUAAUGUGAUUUCAACGGGAAAAUUGGAAAAAUUGAAGAGAAAUGUUGAAAAUUGGAAGAAAUUCAUUUUGGAAGAAGAAAAUGCGAAAAGUUCAAUAUAUGAUUGCAGUGGAAAGAGAUUGAAUGUUAUUGGAGUUUGGAGCAUUGAGAUUGAGAUCAGAAAUAUGAAGAAAGUUGUGAAAUUCCAUAUUAUUCAAAGUUGGGAAGAUAUGUUGAUUCUUGGAUUGGAAAGUUUUGGAACAUUUGGAAUUUAUUUGAGAUUUGAUAGUGAAAAGAAAAUGGGAGAAAAUGAGAAAAAUGCUGGAAAAUUGGGAAAUUUGGAUAAAAAGUGUGAAACAGGCGCAGCGAAAGAUUUGAAAGAAAAGGGAAAAUUGGGAAAUUAUGUGAAAUCAGAUUAUUUUUCCAGAAAUGGUUCGUCGAACGUUGAAGAAGAUCGAGUCGAAAAAUCUGAAAAUGAAAAGAGAAAAGUUAGAAAAGUUGAAGAAGGUGAAAUGGCAAAUGUUGAAGAUGAGGAUCGAAAUGGAAAAUUGGAAAACGAUGAAGUUUGGAUGGGAAAUGUCCUUUGUGACACUUUGUUUGAAGUUGAGACGGAGAAGAAGAAAGUAGAAGAGCGAAAAGUGAAUGAAAAUGGAAAAGCAAAAGUUCAAAAUGGUUAUGAAGAUCGAAAAUUGGGAAAAGAAGAAAUUAGUGUUGGAAUGAUACUUCGUAGAAAUUUCGCUGAAAUUCGAAGAAUUGAAAUGGAGAAAGAAGAUGAUCGAGUUGGAAGAAGCCAAAACUGGAAAGGGACAAAGAAAGAUGAAGAAGAAUUGCAAUAUGGUGUAUGUCAAAAGUGUAGAUUAUGA
This is a messenger RNA of Caenorhabditis angaria, 3151 nucleotides long. NCBI's taxonomy places the organism in Eukaryota, Metazoa, Nematoda, Chromadorea, Rhabditida, Rhabditidae. The record is from the annotation of a GenBank genome assembly.